Molecule: messenger RNA, 1077 nt
Organism: Trichoderma gamsii
Lineage: Eukaryota; Fungi; Ascomycota; Sordariomycetes; Hypocreales; Hypocreaceae
Product: mesaconyl-C4 CoA hydratase
Exons: 2
Coding region: 1-1077 (358 amino acids)
Cellular component (GO): mitochondrion
Molecular function (GO): (3R)-hydroxyacyl-[acyl-carrier-protein] dehydratase activity
Source: RefSeq, a predicted model, not a curated record
AUGACUGCUCGCACUCCUUGGCCGAAUAUCAGCAUAAUGAGAGGAUUAGAACGCAAAUCGAAGCCGGUAACGCGGCUGGUCUUACAAGCAGCUCGCCAUUUAUCAACGACAUCAGCUCCCCAGAUCAAAACAGCCGCAGAAGCAGCGUCUUACAUGAUGGAUCAGUUUGCAAACAAAGUCAUAAAACGUAGCCAGUUCAUCGAUUCAAAUCAGCUGCAACAACUGGCGGUGAUGCUCGGCCGACCAGUCCUUAAUGGCCACGACAUAAGCAGGACGAGCGUUCCUGCAGGCACACCGAUUCCUUCAGCACACCACCUUGUCUAUUUCACGCCAAUGGAGCUUGAGAGCCAACUUGGUGCUGACGGAAGUGACCGCACAUUCAAUGCACCCGCCCCGUUUACAAGGAGGAUGUGGGCAGGCGGCCAUAUGAAGUUUGAUAGAAGCAAUCCCUUGAGGGUUGGAGAGGAAGCAGAAGAGAGCACAAGGCUGAUCAGUGCAGUGGCCAAGACGAGCAGAUCCGCGGGCGAGAUGGUACUCGUUGAAGUAGAAAAGAAGAUUCAUGGAUCAAGGGGGCUGGCACUUGUUGACACAAGGUCGUGGGUAUUUAGGCCAACGUUGUCUUCUAAUCCUCAGGGGGCCAUAGCGCUUAGAAGAAUCGACGGCAAUAUCCUAGCUCCAUCAUCUGUCUCGGAUGUAAUAAAUGACAGCAGUGCGUUUCCUAUACGCAAGCUGUCUUGGUCUCCAGUUGGCCUAUUUCGAUUUUCAGCUCUGACAUUCAACGGCCAUAAGAUUCAUUACAAUGAAGAUUGGACUCGGACUGCAGAGGGACAUCCUGGUAUAGUCGUCCACGGGCCCCUGAAUGUUGUCAAUUUGCUGGAUUAUUGGAGAGACAUACACGGAGAGGGCGCAGGGCCUGACGAGAUCAGCUACAGGGCUAUGUCACCUGUUUACGGAGGAGAAGAAUACCAACUUCGGACGCUCGAUAUAAACGAGACAAAGACUAGUCGUGUGUACGAUGUGGUAGCAGAGAAAGAGGGACUUGUUAUCAUGAAAGCUUCCAUCGCCAAGAAGAUAUAA